This is a messenger RNA of Rhizophagus irregularis DAOM 181602=DAOM 197198, 2041 nucleotides long. RefSeq lists its product as uncharacterized. Gene Ontology annotation, biological process: L-glutamate catabolic process. Gene Ontology annotation, cellular component: mitochondrion. Gene Ontology annotation, molecular function: L-glutamate dehydrogenase (NAD+) activity. The record is from RefSeq and is a predicted model, not a curated record. Lineage: Eukaryota; Fungi; Glomeromycota; Glomeromycetes; Glomerales; Glomeraceae.
AAAUAAUUUUAUUUUAACAUCCUUUCUUUUUUUAGUUACAUUACAGUACCAAGUAAAUAAAUUUUUUAAGUAUUAUCCGUUGAUGACGAUCUUUUGUAAAUGUUUGUUACAUUCUAUUAUAGAUUUUUCCCAUCCGUGUUAAAUAAUAUAAUGCUAAUGAAUUCGCGUUUCAUCUUCGUUUCAUUUUUCGUUUUACGUUUUCGAAUUCAUAUUAAAAAGGAAAAUGCUCUCAUUAUCAUUUUUCAGUAACAAUAUGGCAUCAAAAACAUUUCGUGUUGCUAAAAUAAUUUUUAAGCGUUCUCAGCCCUACUUCUGUCCAGUAAUUAAUGGCCGUAGUUAUAGCACAGCCAUUACUUCCGGAGACAAUGAACCUUCUUUUUUGGAUUCUGUUCAAAUUUAUUUUAACAAGGCGGCGAAGAUUAGUGGAGUAUCUGAAAAGACUCUAUCUCAUAUCAAAGCUCCUGAUUGUUCGCUUCAAGUCACAUUCCCAAUCGAGGUCGAUGAUGAUAAGGUUGAAAUAUUGACGGGUUAUCGAGUUCAUCAUUCGCGUCACUUGCUUCCAGUAAAAGGUGGUAUACGAUUUUCACCCGGAGUUGAUGAACAAGAAGUUGCAGCAUUAGCUGCACUUAUGACUUACAAGUGUGCUAUUGUCGAUGUUCCUUUUGGAGGAGCAAAAGGUGGAAUUUCAAUUGAUCCCAAAAAAUUUACUUUAGCACAAUUGGAAAGAAUUACGCGUCGUUAUACUGUAGAACUGUGUCAAAAGGCAUUUAUUGGGCCAGGUGUUGAUGUUCCUGCGCCAGAUAUGGGUACUGGAGCUCGUGAAAUGGCUUGGAUUAUGGAUACGUUUAGACAAUUUCAUCCCAAUGAUGUAAAUUCCAUUGGUUGCGUUACUGGCAAACCAAUAUCGUUAGGUGGUGUUAGGGGAAGAAACGAAGCUACUGGAUUAGGUGUGUAUUAUGGUGUAAGGGAAUUUCUCUCCUAUCCUGUAGUUCAAAAAGCAACUGGACUUAGCGAAAAGAUUGAGGGUAAAAGAAUUGUCAUACAAGGAUUUGGUAAAGUUGGCUAUUGGGCUGCAAAAUUUUUUGAAAAGAAUGGUGCAAAGAUUAUUGGUAUUGGAGAAAAGGAUUGUGGUGCUUAUAAUCCUAAUGGCAUCAAUAUUGAAGAUUUAUUCACUUAUCUCGUAAAGGCCGGAACUUUUCAAGGUGCUCCCAAUGUAGACAUUAUUGAUGAUACUUUAAAGAUUCUUGAAUUGGAUUGCGACAUUCUUAUACCAGCAGCUUUAGAAAGACAAAUCAACUUAGGGAAUGCAACGAAAAUAAAUGCAAAAAUAAUAGGCGAGGCUGCAAAUGGUCCUAUAACUCCAGCAGCAAACGAUAUUCUUAUCGAGAAAGGGAUAAUAAUUUUGCCCGACUUGCUACUUAAUGCUGGUGGUGUAACUGUGUCAUAUUUUGAAUGGUUAAAGAAUUUAUCACACAUGAGAUUUGGUCGUAUGACUAAAAAAUGGGAUGAACUUGGAAAAUCUAAAUUAGUAGAACUGGUUGAGAAUAACGCUGGUAGACAAUUAACUGAAUCAGAAAGAAAAAGUAUUGUACAGGGAGCAGAGGAACGAGAUUUAGUUUAUUCUGGACUGGAAGACACGAUGGUAGCAGCUUGCCAGGAAACAAAAAGUACCGCUGCUUCUAAGAAUAUAGACUUCAGAACCGCAGCAUUUGUAAAUGCUAUCCAGAAAAUAGCAAAUGUUUACGAAGGGUCAGGAAUUAUGUUUAUGACUUAAUUUAUGUUUAAAAAUCAAAUAUUUGUUGUUUCAUAUUAAUAAAUUGAAUAAUUGAUAAAAAGAAAAAUAGCCGCUACUUUUCAUUAAACUAAAAUAAAUACAUUUGGAAAAAAGCAAAAACCAUCACAUAUAUUACAAUCAACUUUACUUCAACUCUCGUAAAUAAAUUUUUAUUUCUAAACGACCGUGGUAGGGUUUGAACCUACGACCUUCUGCUAACCCAAAUACAACCGGAGGCAGACGAUCUAUCCACUGAUCUACACGGCC